AUGUCAUCACAGCACCAAACAACAGUUACAGAAUUCAUUCUCCUGGGACUCACAGACAAUCCCGUGCUGGAGAAGAUCCUGUUCGGGGUGUUUCUGGGCAUCUACACAAUGACACUGGCAGGAAAUCUGGGCCUGAUCAUGCUCAUCAGGACCAAUUCUCACCUCCAGACACCCAUGUAUUUCUUCCUUGGCCACCUCUCCUUUGUGGACGUUUGCUAUUCUUCCAACAUCACUCCAAAGAUGCUGAACCAUUUCCUUGCAGAACACAAGACCAUCUCCUAUGCUGGCUGCUUCACACAGUGUUUCCUUUUCAUUGCCCUGGUGAUCACGGAGUUUUACAUCCUCGCUUCAAUGGCAGUGGAUCGCUAUGUAGCCAUUUGCAGCCCUCUGCAUUAUAGCACCAGAAUGUCCAUGAGCAUCUGUAUCUCUCUAGUGGCCUUUCCUUAUGUGUUUGGCUUUCUCAAUGGACUCUCUCAGACCCUGUUGACUUUUCACUUAUCCUUCUGUGGUCCCCUUGUAAUCAAUCACUUCUACUGUGCUGACCCGCCACUGAUAAUGCUGGCUUGCUCUGACACCCACGUCAAAAAGAUGGCAAUGUUCAUCGUUGCUGGCUUUACUCUCUCAAGCUCCCUGUUCGUUAUUCUUCUGUCCUACCUGUUCAUUUUUGCAGCCAUCUUGAGAAUCCGGUCUGCUGAAGGCAGGUACAAAGCAUUUUCUACCUAUGGUUCCCACUUGACCACAGUCACCCUAUUUUAUGGCACCCUCUUCUGCAUGUACUUAAGGCCCCCAUCAGACCAGUCUGUAGAGGAAUCCAAAGUAAUUGCUGUGUUUUAUACCUUUUUGAGUCCAAUGCUGAAUCCACUGAUUUAUAGCCUAAGGAACAACGCUGUGAUUUAUGCCAUGCAGCAAGUACUUAGGGGAAAAUUACUUCUGAACAUUGGAGCUUAA
Messenger RNA from Ochotona princeps (American pika), 948 nucleotides. Its product is annotated as olfactory receptor 5M10-like. Gene Ontology annotation, biological process: sensory perception of smell; G protein-coupled receptor signaling pathway. NCBI's taxonomy places the organism in Eukaryota, Metazoa, Chordata, Mammalia, Lagomorpha, Ochotonidae. The record is from RefSeq and is a predicted model, not a curated record. Gene Ontology annotation, molecular function: olfactory receptor activity; G protein-coupled receptor activity; odorant binding. Gene Ontology annotation, cellular component: membrane. Bases 1 to 948 code for a protein of 315 amino acids. The transcript has a single exon.